AGGAUGUGAUGGACAGGGGGCGUUGCUAGGCAGCAAGGAUGUGAUGGACAGGGGGCGUUGCUAGGCAGUGAGGAUGUGAUGGACAGGGGGCGUUGCUAGGCAGCGAGGAUGUGAUGGACAAGACGGUGGCAGCGAUUAGUGCGCAUGCGUCCUCGGGUCGCUGUGGUUACGGUGUUGGUUUUGCUGCCGUUUCUUUAACCGACUUCUCCCCUCCGAGUGGAAAGCCGCUCCGCCCCGGGGGUGCGAUUCGCAGGAAGCGGCGCUGGUCUGGUCCUGUCCGGUCCGGCAGCAGCAAUGGAGACGAGAGCGUUUAUAAACCCGUACAACGACUACGAGGGCCUGGCCUCGGCCCGGGAUCUGUUUGACUCGGCGGGCGACCUAACCAAUGAGUUCAUUCAACGGCUGCAGAGUCACAUCAGCCAAUUACUGCAACAGAUGGAAAAUGGUGUGAAAAAAGCUGGUCGAACUGACUGCACAAUCUACACUGGAUCAGCAGGGAUUGCCUUAUUGUACCUGCAUCUACAUAAUACUCAUUACGAGCAGUCCUUUCUGCAGAAAUCUCUGGAGUAUGUAACUAAGAGCUUCAAUCGUAGCUUUAAACUUGGUGAGACUUUCCUGUGUGGAGAUGCAGGUCCCCUAGCUGUAGCUGCAGUGGUGUAUCAUAAGCUGCAACGAGUUCAAGAAUCAGAGGACUACAUCAAUCAGCUCCUUCAUCUACACCAGUCUGUAGUGAAAUUGAGUUCAAAACUGCCAAACGAAUUGCUUUAUGGCCGAAUGGGAUAUCUGUACGCAUUGGUAUUUGUUAACGAACAGUUUGGCCAAGAGAGGAUUCCUGCACAGUACAUUAAGGAGAUUUGCAGUGCUGUUCUAGCUUCUGGAGAAAAACUAAGCAGUAAGAAAUCUUCCCGUAGUCCCUUGAUGUAUGAAUGGUACAACGAAUAUUAUGUUGGAGCAGCUCAUGGCUUAGCUGGAAUCUACUAUUUUUUAAUGCAGCCAAGCUUUGGGAUUGACCAAGAUGUAAUUUUGAAGUUGGUGAAACCCAGCGUGGAUUAUGUUUGUCAUCUGAAGUUUCCAUCAGGAAAUUUUCCUCCAUGUUUAGGUGAUACCGGGGAUAACCUUGUACAUUGGUGUCAUGGGUCACCAGGACUGAUUUACAUGCUAAUACAGGCUUACAAGGUUUUCAAACAAGAAAAAUAUCUUCAAGAUGCUACUCAAUGUGCUGAAGUAAUUUGGCAGAGAGGCCUAUUGAAGAAAGGAUACGGACUGUGCCAUGGGGCUGCUGGGAAUGCUUAUGCAUUUUUGGCCAUGUACAAACUUACCCAAGAUAACAAAUACUUGUAUAGAGCUUGCAAGUUUGCAGAGUGGUGCUUUGACUAUGGGAAGCAUGGAUGUCGAACACCAGACACACCUUUUUCUCUCUUUGAAGGAAUGGCAGGAACAAUUUACUUCCUUGCUGACUUGCUGCAGCCCAUGAAAACAAAGUUCCCUGCAUUUGAAGUGUAAAUGUGUGGUAUCCAUGCACACUGCUAGAGCAAGAUAGCAUGUGAAUGCAUUAAUGCACUGAACUAUAGCGAAGAAUCAAAGUGGCAACUGCAAGGAGAGUCAACGUGACGUGAAGCGGCGGGGAAGAGAAGUUCCAUUUUUUCAGCUCAUAAGUGGCUCAGUACUUAGCAGUGGAGGAGUGAGUUUCCUUCCUGCUAUGUAAUAUGCACAAAAUAUACACACAACAGAAGAAGAGCAACCGAAAAGAAGGGAAACAUGGUGUGAGAGACUUCUUAGUGCUGCCUACAUUGAAUAAUUGUCCAAUAAAAUAAAUCAAGCUAAUUAUCAAGUUGGCACAGAAAAUAUCUCAUUCAGAAUAAUGUGUGCAAUGCAGACAUGACAAUCAGUGAUUUUUAUUCAUUUAUCUAUUUUGUAAGUGCAAUGUUUAUUUGAAAAAGGGAACAAUUUUUGGUGGUUGGUACAGACUCAUGAGCAUCAUAUCACUCAACAACCAGUUGUGCAACAUAGGGUGAAACAGUAAGCAACUUGUUAGCUGCCAGUAACAAGUCUCCUGGUAAUUGAGUAAAUACCAACAUGUUGUAAAUGUAUUCAAGUAUCCUGAUGAAUCCUCAAAGGAUGAGCAAGAUUCAGUGUUGGCUCCAAUGUGGAUCUCUCUGUGUACAGUUGUCCUCUCUGUUUUAAGUCAUAAUAUAUUGAAUGUUCAGCAAGUCUGUGGUGGGUUCCUGUCCUGCAUGCAUUAAAUGAUUACACUCAC
Messenger RNA from Callorhinchus milii (elephant shark), 2257 nucleotides. It is a transcript of the gene lancl1, whose product is annotated as LanC antibiotic synthetase component C-like 1 (bacterial). The record is from RefSeq and is a predicted model, not a curated record. Gene Ontology annotation, cellular component: plasma membrane. The coding region runs from base 295 to 1503 and encodes 402 amino acids. Gene Ontology annotation, biological process: peptide modification; carbohydrate metabolic process. NCBI's taxonomy places the organism in Eukaryota, Metazoa, Chordata, Chondrichthyes, Chimaeriformes, Callorhinchidae. The transcript has 10 exons.